Messenger RNA from Bursaphelenchus xylophilus (pine wood nematode), 1104 nucleotides. Lineage: Eukaryota; Metazoa; Nematoda; Chromadorea; Rhabditida; Aphelenchoididae. The record is from the annotation of a GenBank genome assembly.
AUGGGAAAACUCGCUGUCCAACUGGCCGCAGGCAUUGCUGGCUCAAUGGUGCUGUUCAGCAUCAUCUCCGCGAUUUUCAUCGUUACUGACAUCAACUCUCUCUACGAGGAGAUUAUGACCGAUAUUGUAGAGUUCAAAGAGAACUCCAACAACGCCUGGACUGUCAUGAUCCAAGCCCAAAGAAAAUCGCAGCCAACCUUCGACCAGUUGAUCCGUCAGCGUCGUCAAUACGACGCCGCUUCCAAUGGCUUUGGCUCCUCUCAAGGAGGUUGUGGCGCUUGCGCUAGAAACGUAAACAACUGCCCACCUGGCCCACCAGGACCUCCAGGUCAGCCCGGACAACCAGGUCAAGACGGAUUCCCUGGAGAUGCUGGACAGCCUGGAUUAGCUGGAAGCUCCCAAAUCGGAGACUUUGGAGGAUCUCGCGGCUGCUUCCCGUGCCCUGCCGGACCUGCCGGCCCACCUGGUCCAAACGGUCCAGCUGGACCUGCCGGCCAAGACGGACAACCUGGAGAGGCCGGAUACGAUGGAGAACCGGGCUUACCAGGAGGUGAAGGACCGAGCGGAGAUGCUGGACAAGACGGACAACCUGGCGCGCCAGGAAACGCUGGACAGCCAGGUGCUCCUGGACAAAGAUCCGUUCCCCUUCCCGGCCCACCAGGACCUGCUGGUCCAGCCGGUCCGCCAGGACAACCAGGACAAGCUGGCGCUCCAGGAAGCUUCCCAGCACCAGGCCCACCAGGACCAGCCGGAGCUCCGGGUCAGCCCGGCUUCCCAGGACAGAAUGGUCAGCCCGGAAGCAAUGGAGGGCCAGGCGCUCCAGGACAUGACGCUCAAUACUGCCCUUGCCCAGCCAGAGGCAGCGUGGCGAGCGUUGGAGGCAAUGCUAACGUUGGAGUUAACACUAACCUUGGCGGCAGUGCCAGUUUUGGAAGCAAUGGUAAUUUUGGAAGCGCUAAUAUCGGGAAUGGAAAUCUCGACAACUGGGGUCAGGACGCCAUUAUCGAAGUGCCCGCCAGUCCCGCUGAUCAGGAGUACGAGCGCAAAAUGAGAAAACUGAGACUUCUCAGACAACGAGCUCGUCAAAUGCUCAUCCGUAAUUAA